This is a messenger RNA of Cydia pomonella (codling moth), 2231 nucleotides long. Its product is annotated as histone H2A-like. The record is from RefSeq and is a predicted model, not a curated record. Gene Ontology annotation, molecular function: DNA binding; protein heterodimerization activity; structural constituent of chromatin. The transcript has a single exon. The coding region runs from base 949 to 1284 and encodes 111 amino acids. Gene Ontology annotation, cellular component: nucleosome. Lineage: Eukaryota; Metazoa; Arthropoda; Insecta; Lepidoptera; Tortricidae.
UGAUAUGAUACAUACAUACAUACAUACAUAUAAUCACGCCUAUUUCCCGAAGGGGUAGGCAGAGACCACGGAUUUCCACUUGCUACGAUCCUGACAUACCUCUUUCGCUUCCUUCACUUUCAUGACAUUCCUCAUACACGCUCGUCGGUUUAGGGUGCUCUUGACCUGGCCUUUCUUCAGGAUUUCCCCGAUUUGAUCAGAGAAAGUCCGCCGAGGUCUACCCCUUCCAACUCCCUCUUCUACUUCUCCCUUAUACACUCUCUUUGUUAACCUUCUUUCACUCAUUCUUUCCACGUGUCCAAACCAUCUCAACAUACCUUUCUCAAUUUUUGUCACUACAUCUUCGUUCAGUCCACACUUUUCCCUUAUCACACUGUUCCUAAUUCUAUCUUGUAAUUUUACACCACACACACUUCUCAACGCUCUCAUUUCCACUGCAUUCACUUGACUCUGAUGUUUCUUCUGCCAUACCCAACUUUCGCUACCAUACAUAAGUGUAGGCACCAACACCCCUCUAUGCCUCUAUGAUAUGAUUAUUAUUAUGAACUCACUUAUAUACAGAUUAUGUUAGGUUUUCAUAAAUUUAUUUACACACGAACGUGAAUAAACACACACCAUUUAGUAUAAACAACAAAAUUUUAUAUUUAUUUAUUUAAAGUCUUAGAUUUCAAACAAUCGUUUCAAACAUUCAUUCAUUUUUAACUUAAGUAGAUGUAUAAAUUGAAUUGAUUUUAUUUAAUUCCUAUUUAUCUUUAUAUAUAUCUUGCUCGCGGGGCGUUGAUUGGUCUAUCGGGCUCGUGUUAUGUCGGCUCGUUGUAUCCCCACUAACAGCGCACUCCGUGAACCUAUAUAAUCUUAGGGGCACUGUGCCAAUUUUUUAAUAUUACACUGACAAAAUUCGUGCUCUCGUUUUGUGUGUGUGUAAAUUUAACUUAAAUCUCUUAAAAUAUGUCUGGACGCGGUAAAGGUGGCAAGGUUAAGGGAAAGGCAAAGUCCCGUUCUAACUGUGCCGGACUCCUGUUCCCCGUCGGACGUAUCCACAGGUUUCUACGGAAGGGUAACUACGCCGAGCGCGUAGGGGCCGGAGCCCCGGUGUACCUCGCCGCCGUCAUGGAGUACCUGGCCGCUGAGGUUCUCGAGUUGGCGGGUAACGCCGCCCGCGACAACGAGAAGACCAGGAUCAUCCCCAAACAUCUUCAGCUGGCUAUCUGCAACGACGAGGAGUUGAACAAGCUCCUUUCCGGUGUGACCAUCGCCCAGGGCGGUGUGCUGUAUAAAAUUUAAACAUCAACAUGUAAAAUAAAACACUCAACACCUGCGUUCUACCUUGCACUUGCAAGGUGUCAAAGGGCAAUGGAUCGUAGUAUGUUAAGGAUUAAACUAUCGGAUAAGAUCAGAAACUCAGAGAUAAAAAAAAAAAACAAAGAUUACAUACAUACAUACUUGCUCGCAUUGACCAUCUAAAGUGGGGCUGGACGAUGAACAGGCCACAUGCUAGGCUGCCGUAUAAGAAAAUGGAGUAAACAGGUUACUCUAUGGUACCUUAGAGGCUGUACUAGAAAGCAAGCACAUCUAAUAAUUACAAGAUGGAAAGAUGACAUUCGUCUGACUCUGUGGCCAUACUGGAUGAGGGUUGCUACAGAGAGAACCUAAUGGAGACAGUUGGGGAGGCCUACACCUUACGGCAUACUGAACUGGGAGAUAUAUUAUAAUUAUAAAGUAUUCAAUUUAAAUUUAUAUUAUUCGGAAUAAAUGGCUUUAUUAUUAUAAAACGAUUAUAUCUAAUUAAAAUGUCUAGAUAGUGUCAUCAUGUCUAAAAGUGUUCAUGCAAAUUGGUCCGGUUUUUGCGCUUUAGUUUAAGUGUCCUUUUAGUGUGGUUUACACCAAAUUUUGUUUCACCAUCAUCCAAUUGUCUCUGUUAACAUCCCCUCGGAUCAGGUGGGCGGCGCGGGGCACGGCUGACAAGCGCUCAUCUCGAUUUACGGGCAGAAAUCAAACAUUUAGUCACGUAAAUCAGACUCUGCACAAUUUAUGGCGCUGCGGCUAAACACGUAUUGUAGACUAUGUUGCCAGAUCGUACUUUUUAGUACGAUUUCACGUACUUUAUAACGAGUGUGCGUUCCUAAAAACGUACCCGCACAGAACCAUACUAAAAUACAUUUUGGCGAAACCGCACGUUCUAGUGCUACUAUUCGUAUGAACGGUUCGAAAACAUGCAAACAUGGCGCAGA